GAUAAAUGCGAGCUGAAAUUUAACAACAUGUUUAUGUUUUUAAAUUUUCUGUUUCAGCAUACCUAUCAACCUUACAAAAUGUCACUGAUCCAACUACAUGGAGGGAUAGCACAACUUCUAGAAACGAACCCCAAGGGGCAACCAUCAUGAGCCACGCAACCGCACAAAACCCUGUUGACCCGAAAGAUAUUCUGAUCGAGGAUCCAUCUGAAACUGACUGUAACGUAUGUGGUAAACAGUGUCCAUCUAAGCAGUGUCUUGAGAGACACAUGUGUCUCGUCCACAAUGGUUACUGUGAUGUCUGCAAUCAACGUAUUGACAAUGAGGACGCUGAGGCGCAUGGUUUGAAACAUAAUGGGCUUAAACCAGUACAGUGUGACACUUGUUUCAAACUUUUCAGCUCAAGAAGUGGAUUUGUGAAUCAUGUUACUAAAGAUUUGAUGUGUUUGUUGUGCAAUAAGACGUUUACAGUCACCAGUCGCGCCAAACACUUGAGAUUGCAUAAUAUGAGAUUGCAUUACAUAUGAGAUUGCAUAUGUGAGAUUGCAUACAAUGUGAAAUUGCAUAACAUGUGAGAUUGCAUAUGUGACAUCCCUUAUAAAAAAUCCGACCUUGAAAUUCCGAAAACAAACCAUCGCAAGCAAUCAUCGAUUAAUGAUUGCUUCAACCAUUUAGAUCAAAGGAAAAACCAUUGCAAAAUGACAUGCAAUCAUUGUGCAACCAUCGGCUGUAACCAUUAGAAUUUCACUCUGCAAUGGUUAAGCAACCAUUAACAUGUGAUCAUUGCAUUUUUAAAUGCAACCAUCUACAACCAUUACUCAUUGAAAUCUGCAAUGGUUGCAAUGGUCGCAUUCAAUCAUUGAACAUUUUUACAAUUGCAACCAUCAUGAGUUUUAAUUCAGUGAAAUGACCGUAGAACAUGUAGAAGUAUGUCUGAAGAAAUGUUGAUGUUAAUGCAUGUCCACAAUGUAAUUACUGUACAUCUAUAUUGGAGAGGGGUAAAAGUUAACCUUUCGGAG
Messenger RNA from Owenia fusiformis, 1019 nucleotides. The record is from the annotation of a GenBank genome assembly. Lineage: Eukaryota; Metazoa; Annelida; Polychaeta; Sabellida; Oweniidae.